Molecule: messenger RNA, 4634 nt
Organism: Hemicordylus capensis (graceful crag lizard)
Lineage: Eukaryota; Metazoa; Chordata; Lepidosauria; Squamata; Cordylidae
Gene: MALSU1
Product: mitochondrial assembly of ribosomal large subunit 1
Exons: 4
Coding region: 139-831 (230 amino acids)
Biological process (GO): negative regulation of ribosome biogenesis; negative regulation of translation
Cellular component (GO): mitochondrion
Molecular function (GO): ribosomal large subunit binding
Source: RefSeq, a predicted model, not a curated record
ACCACAAAGGAGAACUGUGUUUACUCCGGCCAAUCGGUCGGGGGCGGGAGUUGACUGAAGAGAUUCCGACUUGGAACAUAGAUUGCGCUUGGAGUUCCGUAGGUCGUCGAGGUUCUCCGGGCAGGGCGGCAGGAGGCCAUGUGGCGGGGGAGUCGCUGCCUGCGAGCGCUGCUGCCGGGCUUGCAGUCUCGGGGAGUGGUUCCCGAGAGCACCAAAUGGGUGAGGGGACCGCGCGCCCCUGUGCAUCUAGCCACUCCCAUAGCUUCUCCCGCUGGCCCCUCGUGGGUGUCUUCGCUUGGGUUGCGAAGAGCCAGCGGCGUGGGUAGCUCCGAGCUGUGGGAUGCAACAGAGGAGGUCGCUGAAGUGGAGCGAGAAGAGGUACACCAGCCGGAGCAACGCAGUCGUGAAGGUCUUGCUUCUUCAACGUUCAACCUUGACUAUGUGGUAUCGCUUCUGCGUCAAGAAAAUGCCAAAGACAUUUGUGUUAUCCAGUUGCCUCCAGAAAUGAGAUACAGCAACUAUUUUGUAAUUGUCAGUGGCUCUUCUACACGGCACCUCCAUGCCAUGGUACACUACCUGGUAAAAAUGUAUAAGCAUCUGAAAAGAGACUGUGACCCUCAUAUUUUGAUUGAAGGAAAAGACUGUGAUGACUGGUUGUGCAUUGAUUUUGGCAAUAUUGUCAUCCAUUUCAUGUUGCCAGAAACACGUGAAAUCUACGAGUUAGAAAGGCUAUGGACACUCCGCUCAUAUGAUGAUCAGUUGGCACAGAUACUUCCAGAAUCCUUACCCGAAGACUUCAUAUUUGGGCUCACUUGUGAAAGCAAAGAUUAGCCUCUAGGCAGUGCAAAGAGUUAUUUUGCACAAGUAAUGCUCAGUCUUUUAUUGCAAUGGCCAUCUGGUGUAUUGAGGGCAAUUCUUCAAGCAUGAAAGGAAUGGGAACGAAAGAACUCAGAGUGGCUCAAGAGCUCAACAGCAGUUUUCUGGAAUGGAGAAAGGAAUACUUGGCACAUGUGAAAAGAAACUUGCUGCUUACACUGCAAAAACUGGAUAGGGAAUGUUGGAGGGCAUGCACAUUGUUUUGCAGAGAUUAAUAGCUAGAACCUAGUAUUAAGUUUCCAUCAAAUGUUGAUCCUGUUCACACUUUAUACAGGUGGUGGCUCUUGGUGGCCAAAAGGUUUGAUGCUGUGCUACCAUGUUGUCAUGUGAAAGUGUACCUGACGGUGGUAGUAUUAAGGCAAGAGUAAAAUACACCCAUUUUGGAACAGUUUCAAAGUCUCACUCACUAACCUUUGCCUACUAUCUCUGUUGUCUGUUUUACUGCAGUUGUCCUUAAACAUCAGCUUCAGUGUACAUCAAGUUGCAGUAGUAACAAUGUGUCACAUAAUGGUGGCAGGGAGGAUAGCCUUCAACAGAAUGUGCCUUAGCAACAAUAUGUUUUGAUUUUGCUUAACUUUGCCCCUAAGUACCAGCUUUUGGUCCCUCAUGUUAUUACUUCUCCCAACCUCUGCAGCCAGCAAGUCCUGAGCAGUGGGAGCUACUGCAGUUCAGAGUGCUGAUAAAGCCACAGGCUCUUUACUCACUUUUAGCAGCUAAUAAGACCAUGCAUGCAGCUUACAUGGGACUACUUUUAAAAAUAAAACUUUACAGUGAUUUAAUAUCAUGCAUUCAUCUUGCUUCCUACAUUAAGCCACAUUUUAUAGUUUCUCAUAUUCUCAUCAAGAAGCAGCUUUUCUACAUAUUAGAAAGCACACUUCCAUCCAUAAAACCAAUUUGUUAUUUGCUUAAGACUACCUUCCAAAUUUAAGAACAAUUUUCUUAAAAAUUUUAACAUGUCCAGUUAAAAGCAAACAUUCACUAAAAUUAAAUCUGUCCAUAUUGAAGCAAAGCUUCAAUCUUCAUAAACAAUUUCCUCUUCUGUCUCAACAAAGUUUCUCACAUCAGAUGCUGUUCCACAGAGAUGCUGAUUUUAAUUAUUUGGCUAGUGGUUUUGUUUAACAUUUCUGAAAAGUCUCUACUGCCCCCCACAAGUUCAAAUUGUCCUCAUUCAGGUUUCUUUGUACCUAGUACAGAAGUGCUAGGUCUCAUUUUAAUGAGUCUGGCCCAAAUACAUUCAGUGAAAGUCUCCCAACACACCAGCACCAUAAAGCAGGAGGAACAGAAAUCAAAAGAAGGAAUUUACAGCCUUGCUGAAGAGAAAUACCUCAUUUAUGAAGUGGAACAUGGUAUAUGUUUUACAUUUUUGGUAUCUCUGAAGGCAAUCUUAAGACAUGUAUGCAUAGGUGGGGUAAAACCAUCUAAUAUUAGCCAUUAAAACACUACUUUAGUAAAUUUCAUAAAGCUUUGUCAUGCAUGUGAAUCCAUGCACAGUGCAUGUACACCCCUCCCCCCACCAUUUGUCCAAUCAAAACCCCAUAGCAGCGCUUCCACCAGUGUCAGGGAUACAAACUAACGAAUUUCCCCACACACAGAAGAAAAGCAGUUAAGGGGUUAAGUAGUUAAGAAGCAGUUAACUUCUUGUAUUGCUUUUCAUUAAAUGUUGGGGGAAAUUAUACAGAGCCAAGAAUCCCAUGUAGUCAGACACUUUCACUGGAUGCUGUUGAGUGUGUGUUUCAAACAAAGAAUAUUACCACACCUUUUAAGUCUCAAAACAUAUUGCCUAUGUAUUAUCCUUUUCUCUACUAUUUUGAGUUUGGUAUCUUUUUCUUUUAAGGAUAUACCACACAUAGGGCAUGAUCUAGCCAAAGUUAAGCCUUCUCAGUUCCACCAAUUUCAAGGAGAGAGUUUUAAGAAUGUACUUAUAUUGGAAUGAACUUAUAUUCAAGUCUAUUUGGCCUUUUAAGCCUAUGGUUGGAUCAUGCCAUCAGUGCCCUAGAUGUGAGCACACUGGAUGACAUCCUGGCUUUUCCACUGCAUAUAGAGAGAGGAGUAAUUUCCAGCUCUCCUAUCUACCAUCAACUAUGCUUCCCAAAACUGUCUCCCUACAGGUCCCACAACCCUCAGGGACAUAGUUGGAGGAUACACAAGCAGCUACAGAGGGGGAGAGAGUGACAAAAAUCACCCCUCAUGUAACUUAAGAACUUGAAAGGUUAGUUUGGAUGCUGGCUACUGCUGGUUUACAUAAUGGCACUGUGAUUCUUGCCAUUUCAUAAUGAUUUCUAGAACAUUUUUUAAAAACACUUAUAUCCCGCUCUUCCAAGGAGCAUUACCACAGCACAUAACCAAUUCUGUGUUCUUCUUGUAUACUCUUUGUGUGCAAGAGAGAACUUAGGGCUGAAGUGUGUUAACUUGUGAUGAUGGUAAUCAUCAAUUAAGAUUAUAGUGAAAGGAGAGUAGGCAGAUUAUUUCUUACCAGAACUUGUUUCUUUUGUAAACUGCAAUGACUUGUUAAGGUUACUAUAACUCCUAAAUUUUCCAAAGAGCCUUUGGCAGAGGCAUUUGUACACAGAGUGUUGGGCUGAUAAACAGAACUAUAGUGCAAAUGGAGAGGGAGUCAUCUCAGUUGUCCUGUAACUUCUAUCCCCUGUAACUCCCAGGCAAAUUUGAGAAACUUGCAGUUGUGCAAUGUAUGCAGUAGGCAAGGAGUGAACCACAUCAUAGCAAUUUCACAUCUGCAGUCCUCUUGUAAUACUUUGUCCAAAUUUUAGCCAGUAUUGGUCCACACUAAUAUGCUUCUGGGAGGGAAAACAAGCACCCAAAUAUGUCUGAUGAUAGGAGUUAAACUCUUUAUUCCAUUCAGAGGCAUCUGACACAUGAAGCUGCAUUGGGGGCACAUUACAGAGGAGAAAUGAUCAAUACUUCUGUGAAUACUGAAGUCAUUUACAGAAUUACUUCCUAGCUAUUUCCAAAUACUCCAAAUUACCAAGUUUCAAUCGAAAGUAAGACGACAUGAUUUACCACACUAAAGUCUAGAAAUUUAAGAGAAAUGACAAUACUUAAAUCAGCAGAUGUAAAUGCAGCACUUGUUUUGUAAAAUAAAACUUAAUGGAAAACCAUCAAAUCAAUCUUUCUCCAAUAUUAAGAGUAUUGUAUUUUGACAACAAAAAAUUCACACUAUGACCUUCUCAAUACUUCGGUAAUUGUAAAUUCAUUGUAAGAAAAACAAUUCUAAAGAUUAGGUAUAAGUACUGUCAAAAAAAAAAUCCAUUUUUUCCUUCUGCUAAACUACAACACAAGUCUGUGGUUUUUAAAUCAAUUAGUAAAGAAAAGAUGAAGUAAAAAACACCAGAUCAUUUUUUCAAAAAGUUAUCUAGCCUGUACAACGAUCUUUGGGAAAAAUGAUCUAUUCUAUGUAGAAAUGCCUCUAUUUUAAUAUUAAUCUAAGAGGUAGAUCAACAAAAUGGUGAAACAAACUUUUGUUUUUGCUAAUUGUGCCCCUCAAAUCAGUGCAGCGUAGCCAUCCCAAUCUUCUCAUGCACAGAAACAUCACAAACAAAGGGUCCGAGGUAAUAGCAUGGCUUGUGCACACGGGCGGGCGCGCACAUGCACAGCAGUCUUUAUGCACCAUGUGUUGCCACAUUGUUAAAACUGAGGUAGACUGAAGUUUAUUGUAGAAACUUGAAUGCAUAUUACCACAAUCAUGAUUCAAAUUACAUUCUGAAAUUUAAAAAAAAAUAAAUUUGGUAAUUUUCCUGUGA